UGAUGAAAAGGCCCAGCCGAGCCGCUCGCCAGGUAGCCAUAUUCCUUGGUAGCAUAGCCCCAAAAGAUAAUGUUGAUAAGAGGUCCUGGGAGAGAAAUGGGCAUUAUAAAUGGGAUAUGAAUAUUCAUCUUAGUAAAGCAGCUCCAACUCUCAACCCUAUCGUGAGCCAAGCUAGUUGCACAUUCUUGGCAAAGUCAUCCAUCUCUCUUGCUUGGUCCUGGUAGAUAUCGAGUUAGGGUAUUUUACAAUGAAGCCUAUUAAAUGGGGUAGCAGCUUCUCAUUUGUUGCGUCGGUAUUGGCGAGGGAUGUUCACGGCCGGUGUCAAGGUGCCGAGGUGAUAACUCGCGACAUCGCCAUCGUCGGCGGAGGUGCGACAGGCACUUAUGCGGCUAUCAACCUUAAAGACCAGGGAAAGUCUAUUGUCGUCAUCGAGAAACAUGGAGCGUUAGGCGGUCACGCCUCCACGUACCAUGACCCUGCAACAGGAACCCCUAUCAAUUACGGCGUGCAGCUGUACUAUGAUGACCAGAUCGGCCGCUCCUUUUUUGCCCUUCUCAAUAUAACCGUCAGCAGAGGAACAUUCCCCGAUAGCAAGACUCCGCUAUAUAUCGACUUUACGGAUGGCUCACCUGUUUUGAACUACUCCAUCCCUCCUCCUGGUGAAGACUACUUCCAGGCGCUCCACAAGUACCCCUAUCUGGAAAACGGCCUCGAGCUGCCCGACCCAGUGCCUGAGGAGUUGCUCCUGACUUGGGCUGAGUACUUGGAACAGUUCAAUCUUACCGACGAGGCUAUUGCCACGUACUCCAGGCCGGCCGUCUCCGGUGACAUAACUAAAAUCCUCGCCUUAUAUGUCUUUAAUAAUCUCAACACGGUCAUGCUGGAAGAAGAGCUAGAGGGCAAGAUCAUUGUCAAUUCGAACAGCGAUUUAGCUGAACCUUAUAGUAAAGCCCUGGCCGAGCUCGGUUCCGACGUUCUCCUCAACUCUGUUGUGACCGGAGGCCAACGAGGUAGUAAGCCCACCGACGGUGUGAGGCUCUGCGUAUCGACCCCUAGAGGAAAUAAACGUGUAAUCGCCAAGCAGCUAGUAUUUUCGGCACCGCCCGUGCUAGAGAACCUAAAGCCAUUCGGCCUGGAUGAGCGUGAAACGAACAUCAUAUCGCAGUUCGAGGGGGGAUGCUACUACACAGGAGUUGUGACAAACUUGGGGCUACCGACGAAUUAUAGCUACGUGAACCGGGGACAGCAGACGGAGUCCCACAUAGCGAGUGUGCCGGGAGUCGUAAUGUUCAACCCGACAAAGGUAGAGGGGACGUAUUACUACUGGUAUACAUCCCUCUCGGACCUGACGAAGAAUCAGGUAGAGACGGACACGCGCGACACGCUCAAGCGCUUGCAGAAGACGGUGACGGGUGCAGAUGUGAAUGCCGAGCCGAUUUUCAUGGCUUUUAAGAGCCACACACCGCUGCACCCGACUGCUAGUGCGGACGCCAUUCGUAAAGGCAUCUACCGCGACGUAUACUCCCUGCAGGGUUACCGCAACACUUGGUACACGGGUUCACUCCUCGUUACCGGGUCUUCCCAGCUAUGGAACAUUACCAGCCAGCUUCUUCCGAGGAUCAUUGCUGCUUUAGAGCGGUAGAUAGCUCCGAGUCUUGGUAAUUUGCCUGCCUAUGCGGUGUAUCAGGAUUCUAGAUGAGACAUCUAGAUCAAAGAACACUAUUAGUAUGUAUAGCCGUAGGCUCCCUUGUCUAGUUUAGAGUUUCUCGCGCAACAGCGAUGUUGUUUCCUAGCUUCUUGUCCCACCUUGUGGCAUGAGGCGUGUAUAGCAAUGUAGUUACAUAGUCGCGCAUGUGAAUCGGCUAGAUACAUAUGUUUUAUCUGCUAUAUGAUCCAUUCUAACUCCACAGUGUAAGGAAAUCAUAUCUCCUCGGCUAUAGAAUAGAAACGAAUACCACACACUUACUAUUUACGGGAAAGGGAUUAGAGUCGAGUAAUUGUGUUGGUAUUUUUGUAUACAAAGGAGUAGUAGCUAUGUGUGCCUCAUAUAAAACCACCAUAGCAUAGGGGAUAGUCCUCAUAGCUUAUUAAUAAAGCUGAAUACAUAAAAUAAACUCAAACCAGGAUAUAGAGCCCCAAUCCUCCCACAUGGCCUUUUUCUAAAUUGCUGGUCAGUUCGGGUUCCGCCUCUUUCCACGCGAUAGGCUCAAGUCACAAUAUUUUAUGUGGGCAAACCUUGCAUAUAUCAUAUAGCUACACCUUUGGUAAUUAUUGGAAUAUACAUGAGUUAAGUCAACGAUUUCGAUGAGUCAGUUAAUAGC
Molecule: messenger RNA, 2321 nt
Organism: Daldinia decipiens
Lineage: Eukaryota; Fungi; Ascomycota; Sordariomycetes; Xylariales; Hypoxylaceae
Product: FAD/NAD(P)-binding domain-containing protein
Exons: 1
Coding region: 248-1642 (464 amino acids)
Molecular function (GO): oxidoreductase activity
Source: RefSeq, a predicted model, not a curated record